AUGUCAAUACCAACUCUGGACGAGCAGUUCCUUCCGCGUCUGCUAGCAGUCUUCUAUGCUGUCUUUCACCCCACAGAAGGGCCCAAGGUCAUCUACCAAGUCCCCGAAGGAUCCAUCACAGAAGACAAGGCAUCUGCUACGGCACCCGGGUCGAAUGAAAUAGCGAGCACGAGCAAAGUGCAGCUCAAUCAGGGAGGUGCAACCCCAGGCGCAGAACCUCUAUUCGACUUUUCCGCUCUCUCAGAAUACCUCAUCCCGAAAGCACCCCUGUGCGGAAGACUCGUCACCUCGAUUGCUCGCGGCACAGUCGGCAUUCAGCACAGGCGCCAUGAGCGUCCUGCUCGUGCGCUGUCUCGGGCGCCAGCGAGAUCCUCAUCUGCAAGGUCCGGCGGCUCCUCGCGAGCUCCCUCCGUCAUGCCAAGACGCGCCGAGGAUGCCGACCCGUCCGGCAAGCCGCAGCUAGAGGAGCGAACCUACAAGAUCCUCGGCUUCCCCAUCCUCAUUGAAGAUGCAACCAAGUAUCAGAGAAACAACUUCAUCUUUAACCUCUGCUUCGUCUUCGAGGGCAACGCCGACGUCCGAGCCUACGAGCCCAUCGUCCGAAAGUGUGGACGAGUUCUCCGCGGCCUGGAAGAGAGCCAGUCCUUCCUCUCCAGUCCCAAAAGCCUGCCGCGCAUGUACAGUGUCGUCGAGCAGCUCUUUGAGGAUCUCAACUCGUACAGCGAGAGCUUCGUCGCGCUGCCUGAGGCGCCGCACACAUCGUAUCUCAACAGCUCGUCCAAGCCGUUCAGCCCCGAAGGGCACGGCCAGAACCUCACCUCUCCGCCCAUUGGCCCCGAGGACUUUGUCUCUCUUGGCGCAAGUUUCGGCUCGCUUCGAGGCGAGCAUCAUCGCAACUUCAUCAAUGAGCGGCUCAAGCAGAAGCAGAUGCAGCAGCAGAUGCAGCAGCAGAUGCAGCAGGCGCAGACUUCGAGUCCACGUCAACUACACUCGCCCAUCUCAGACCGCGCAAGCCCAACGCACCAAGCAGCACCGGGUAACAGCGGUGGUGCAAGAUCUCGCUCGGGCUCGGGCACCGGAUCAUCGCUUCACGAUCAUAGUCGACCAGCCUUGGCGCCGCUGACAACGAUACGGGGCGAUGGGCAAGCAAUGGUAAGAAGCAACAGCGCUUCGGGCACCAGCGGUCCCGGUUCAGACGGCCCUCAUUCUCCUCAGUCUGGGAUCUCUGUGCUGACAUCAGACGCACGUAGGCCAAGUCUAGCAAGAUCGUCAACGAUUGUGGGUCCUACCGAUGACGAACGACGGACCGCAUACCCUUCUGGUGAAAGCCGUGACACAGCCAUGGGCGUCGUAAGCUCAAAGUGGCGCAGCGAUCUCAACCGCGAUCUCAGUGCCGCAGAGAGUCUCGGAAAUGUUCUCACACAUCGCGACGUCGGAGCCUACGACAGUAUCAAUACAGCCGCCGGCACGAGGCGAUCGAGCCGUGGCAGCACAGCGGGUGCACACGGACCUGACCACGAGCCGAGCGCACUUGAGCAUCUCACUGAGAGCGUUCUGUCGCUACGCACCAUCGAUGCUGCCCUCACGAGCUCGGCCAAUGCGCUCCGCACCGAGACGGGCGACGGUGCCAAACGCACCGCAUUCAUCGAGAGGCGAGAGCCACCUCACGGUCUUGGCCGCACCGUCCGCGAUGCCAUCAAUCUCAAGCUCUUCCCGGUCUUUGCCAACCCGACACCGGUCAAUGACUGGGACGUGCCAGUGGCGUUGCUCGAUCUCUUGUCCCGCGUCGAUGGCAAUUGGGACCUGACGCUGCGUCGUAUCUUGCCCUUCAUCGACGGCGUCAACCACGUCAAGCGCAUCGCUCAGCUCGCUGAUGCUGAUCUCGGGCUUACACGUGCAUGCCUGGAACAUUUGGUCUACUACGGCUGCAUCAUCGUCGUCGAUAUCUUUCAGUACUUCAAUAUGUACACUGUCCGACCGAUCAUUGCCACAAAGGCCGACGAAGAGGCUCUCGGGCUCGAAUGCGCCACCUACGUUGCACGAUCGGGCUACACGCCGCCGAGCUAUCCGGACAUCUUGAAGCUGUACUCGCUGCUUCGUGUCGGAACGACGCUGCACGAUUGGAUCGAGGACAACGACAUUGACAGCAAAGGCAUCGAUGUGCGCCGCUUCGUCUCAUUCGGCGUCAUCCAAGGGUUCUUGCGUCGAGUCCAUCGAUACCCGAUCUAUCUCGGAUCGCGAUCAGGCGAAGAUGGCUUUCCUGCUUUCGACACCUCGGUGGUCAACACGGUUCGGAAUUCGCCCGUGAUCCAAUCGCCCGCGCUGAAGUCCAACGACUCGAGCGCGCGGCGCUCGGAAGCCCAGGACCAGCAUCGUCGGGAACAGAGCGGCAGCCGUGAACCGCGAGACAGGCGUCCAAGGGAGCUUUCGGGCAUGAGCGGCGCCUACAGUGCCUUCCAACGGAUCGGACGCGACGGAAGCGUGGACAGUCCCGGAGUGGCAGCACGUACGCCUGCGCGAAGACCAGCUUCCGAGGCGAGGUUGAGCAACGUCGUUCUCGCCGGCGGCAGCGCUAGCGCGUUCAAUCUGGGCAGCGAGUUGGUGCAGACGGGCAGCGGUGCCGGUAGCAGCCAGUUUGGCACCUCGCCUACCAAACGCCAUGCCCGGAUGCGACAGCGCACCAACUAUCGACAUCCCACCACGACCGCUGUCGAUGUGGCAGCGGCAGCCUUCCAAGCAGAGCGACCAGCCGCGGCGGCACCUGGUGGCACAGCGCGUUCUCCCCGCAAACGAGCCAGCGCUAUCGGCCUCAGCACGGCCAUUCCCAGCACAGCCGCACCGGGAGCCCUUCCCUCCGCCAGCGGCUUCGGCGUCGCCGGUACCAGCGGCACCCAAGCUCAUCCGCGCUCUCACGCAGUCGUCAUCCCACCGGACCUGAUCGACAUGCUCGACGGCCUGCACAGCGACGACGAGAUUUGCGUCGCAUUCUCCAUCUCUUGGCCCGAGCUCGAGAAGAUGCUCAUCCAGAUCGGACUCUCCCCGUCUGCCCGGCCGGAGAUUGUGGAUACGGACGAGGACGACAUUGCUUCUACACAGCGGAGCGAUUGGCGUCGCUGGCCUGGUGGGUCGAUGUUUGGGACGACGGGUGCUGGUGGGGCCAGCUCGGGGUGGAGCAAGCCGAGGAUGUCCGGGUUUGUUGCAGGAGGGAAGAGUCAGGCAAGCGGUGUUGCUAGCUCAGGGCACCAUUCGAGUCGGACGCAGGGCGGAGAGUCGAGUGGGUUCGGCAUGGUGUGGGGCAACGAUCCGGAUGAGAGCGGGUGGGGACCGACCGGGUUGGACCGCGAGGCGAUCGAGGCGGGUGACUUGGGCAAGGUGAGGAUUCUGUAUCAGUGA
Messenger RNA from Kalmanozyma brasiliensis GHG001, 3393 nucleotides. RefSeq names its product Nitrogen permease regulator 2. The transcript has a single exon. NCBI's taxonomy places the organism in Eukaryota, Fungi, Basidiomycota, Ustilaginomycetes, Ustilaginales. Gene Ontology annotation, biological process: negative regulation of TORC1 signaling; positive regulation of autophagy. The record is from RefSeq and is a predicted model, not a curated record. Gene Ontology annotation, molecular function: GTPase activator activity. Bases 1 to 3393 code for a protein of 1130 amino acids. Gene Ontology annotation, cellular component: vacuolar membrane; GATOR1 complex.